Necator americanus (New World hookworm) is the source of this 303-nucleotide messenger RNA. RefSeq lists its product as uncharacterized. The record is from RefSeq and is a predicted model, not a curated record. The transcript has a single exon. NCBI's taxonomy places the organism in Eukaryota, Metazoa, Nematoda, Chromadorea, Rhabditida, Ancylostomatidae. Bases 1 to 303 code for a protein of 100 amino acids.
AUGGUGCAGCUCGGUGUGAGGCCGAUCGAGCGAACACGAAUCGAUCGGUUGACAAACGGCAAGCAGGCAGCAACAUCGGCUCCGAUGCGACAAACCGACACCGAAACGACUAUCAGAGCGAAUUCCUCGCAUUUUCUGACAAUUCCUGACAGUCGUAUCGUUCCGCCAUUCCGUACGAACACUAUAUCCAUCUUCUACUCUGACCUCUCGGAUCUAUCCCUAGCGUUCACUUCUACCACCUAUCUUUCGCCUGCAAUCCCGAACACACUACACUUCGCUACCGUAUCAAUCGACUUCGAUUGA